Amphibalanus amphitrite is the source of this 2193-nucleotide messenger RNA. RefSeq lists its product as uncharacterized. Lineage: Eukaryota; Metazoa; Arthropoda; Thecostraca; Balanomorpha; Balanidae. The record is from RefSeq and is a predicted model, not a curated record. The transcript is spliced from 2 exons. The coding region runs from base 329 to 1279 and encodes 316 amino acids.
UUUUACUUUGAAACUUUGAAACUUUUACAAUACGAAACGAAGAAAUAUGAAUGAAUAAAGUUAUACGUCUCAGUGCUAUUAUGAUUUGUCUUUCCAUUGGUGAUUUUGCGAAACAGACAAAACAUUUCAUCUACAAGCAAUAAAUUAACGUAAAGUAACGUUAGUAAUUUCCAAAUAUUAAGUGCUAAGAAUAAUACAAGAAGGCACAAAAUGAAAGGAAGUCAAGAACGAAAUCAAGAUCCUUUGGAAAGAGCAAAACGAACGCGUACUAACGCCAAAUCGCGAGUGGAUCAUUUCAUUGGAUGCAAGCAACACAAAUUACAAAGGAAUGUUUGAAAGACUCCUAAAUUAUUUACUACGAGAAAAACGAGUAAUCGAAUAUACCGAACACGAAUUGCGAACGAACAAAACAAGAACAGUACAUCAAGCUACGCUAAAUCAUCAGGAUCAGCCUUCUACUUCGUAUGCAAACGGAAAUCAGUACGCUACAUAUACAUCAGCUCAUGAAAAUAAUAAGUAUGGCACAUCGAUCGUGGACAAAAAAUGGUGUUGGAUUCACAGGACAACGGGGCAUUCCAUAGACCAAUGUAAACAAUUUCUUCAAAUGGCCCUACCAGACAGAUUCACUGCCGCGAGAGAAGCUGGUGCGUGCUUCAAUUGCUUACAAACUACCAGACAUAUUGCCAUCAAUUGUAACGCGCCAAAGCAGUGCAGUAUCGUACAAGCAGGCCAAAAAUGCGGGAAAAGACAUCACGAUUUAUUACAUGACGAUCGCAAUAAUGACAAAAACAAAGGACAAAACUCCGAAAGUUACAAUGUUCAAGCGAGAGAAGGUCAACCAGUUGUAGCCGUCAACGUCGUACAGUGUCAAAAUCAAGCAAUAAACGUUAUGUGGGAUUCCCGCUCAAACAUCUCUCUCAUUACCCACCGUGCGGCCGCCCGACUCGGCUUGCGGGGUCAACCGAUAAAUUUAUCAAUCGUGAAGGUGGGAAAUGACACCACCUCAUUAACAAGUCAAGAAUAUAAUGUUCCUCUUGCCGAUUUGGAAGGGAAAAUUUGGUCAGUAACCGCAUUCGGUAUCGAUGAAAUCACUGCUAAUAUCCAUCAAGUCAACAUUGAACAUAUCAAGAAGAAUUUUCCAGACAUUGAUAUCAUGGAAAUUAUCCGACCCGAGGGAAAGAUUGAUAUGCUGAUCGGGGUAGAUUCCUGCGUAAUUAUGCCCAAUGUUAUCAGAACAAUCGGCAAUAGUCAGCUUUUGGCAAUAGUCCCAACAACGUAACAACUGCGAUGGCGAAACUUCGCUCUACAGAAAACCGUCUCUUUAAAUUAGGAUACGAACACCAAACGGCGUAUCAACAACAAAUGAAGGAUAUGGAGAAUCGAGGCGUCGCCAAGAAACUAUCUGAAGAAGAAAUAGAAGUAUACGACGGACCAAUUCAUUACAUCCAUCAUCACGAAGUCAUGAAACCAAAAUCAUUAUCUACGCCUAUUCGCAUUGUGUCCAAUUCAUCCGCAUCUUACAUGGGUCACGCAUUGAAUCAAUACUGGGCCAAGGGACCAGACUUUAUUAACAACUUACUUGGCAUUCUUCUUCGAUUUCGAGAACACCCCGUUGCUAUGACAGCUGAUAUAUCAAAAAUGUACAAUUCGAUUAGACUAUCGAAGAGAGACCAGCAUGUACACCGAUAUCUCUGGCGCGAUCUUCAAACAAAUGGAAACGCAAACCAUUAUGUUUUAACGGCGGUUCCGUUUGGAGAUCGACCGAGCGGGACUAUUGCGCUGACCGCACUGCAUACGAUCGCUGAGAUGUUUAGAGCCCAAUACCCUCAAGCAGUGAAUAUGAUAACAAAGAACAGCUAUGUCGAUGAUCUAGUACAGUCUGUUUCAAGCACAAAUGAAGCAUUAACCUUGGCUGCUCAGGUGCAAGACAUUCUGUCACAGGGUGGUUUCACAGUCAAACACUGGACGAUCCCGGGAGAGUUCGAAAUGACAAAUAACACUAUUGAGGUUUCGUGUCAGGAACAAGAAAAGGUCCUUGGAUUACUAUGGGAGCCAUUACCUGACAGUCUCAUAUUCGAUGUCAAAUUCAACUUCACAAAAGGUCAAGUCGAAAACAGUUCAAGUCUGGGUGAAACGAAGCACAACAUACCAACAAUAUUGACAAGGAGAAUGCUUUUGCGACAAAUAGCAACC